Messenger RNA from Nannospalax galili (Upper Galilee mountains blind mole rat), 812 nucleotides. It is a transcript of the gene Hoxa13, whose product is annotated as homeobox A13. Bases 162 to 776 code for a protein of 204 amino acids. Gene Ontology annotation, biological process: regulation of transcription by RNA polymerase II. The record is from RefSeq and is a predicted model, not a curated record. Lineage: Eukaryota; Metazoa; Chordata; Mammalia; Rodentia; Spalacidae. The transcript is spliced from 2 exons. Gene Ontology annotation, molecular function: DNA-binding transcription factor activity, RNA polymerase II-specific; RNA polymerase II cis-regulatory region sequence-specific DNA binding.
CCGCAGCCGCGUCGUCCUCUGGAGGGCCGGGGCCGACGGGCCCCGCGGGCGCCGAGGCCGCCAAGCAGUGCAGCCCCUGCUCGGCCGCGGCGCAGACCUCGUCGGGGCCCGCGGCUCUGCCCUACGGCUAUUUCGGCAGCGGCUACUACCCGUGCGCCCGCAUGGGCCCGCACCCCAACGCUAUCAAGUCGUGCGCGCAGCCCGCCUCGGCCGCGGCCGCCGCCUUCGCGGACAAAUAUAUGGACACCGCCGGCCCCGCGGCCGAGGAGUUCAGCUCCCGCGCUAAGGAGUUUGCCUUCUACCACCAGGGCUACGCGGCCGGGCCUUACCACCACCAUCAGCCUGUGCCUGGAUACCUGGAUAUGCCGGUGGUACCCGGGCUCGGGGGCCCAGGCGAGUCGCGCCACGAGCCCCUGGGUCUGCCCAUGGAAAGCUACCAGCCCUGGGCGCUGCCCAACGGCUGGAACGGCCAAAUGUAUUGCCCCAAAGAGCAGACGCAGCCUCCCCACCUCUGGAAGUCCACUCUGCCCGACGUCGUCUCCCAUCCCUCAGAUGCCAACUCUUAUAGGAGGGGGAGAAAGAAGCGGGUGCCUUACACUAAGGUGCAAUUGAAAGAACUGGAACGGGAAUACGCUACGAACAAAUUCAUUACCAAGGACAAACGGAGAAGGAUAUCAGCCACAACGAACCUCUCUGAGAGGCAGGUCACAAUCUGGUUCCAGAACAGGAGGGUCAAAGAGAAAAAAGUCAUCAAUAAGUUGAAGACCUCUAGUUAAUGGAUUAAAAGAUGGAGCAGAGGGCAACUUGAAGAA